CCUUGCACUCUUGCGUCUCGUGACAAUGGCGACGGCGACGGAAAAUGACGACAACAACCUCGAUAACCACCUCAAACCAGAUUCAGAACCGGCUCCGGUCAACCUCUCACCUCCCUCGGAGCAGAAACCUCUCUCUAAGAACGCUCAGAAGAAGCAACUGAAGCAGCAGAGAUACGAAGCGAAGAAAGCAGAGAAGAAGGCACAGGAGAAGGAGCACAAGCGUAAAGAAAGCGAGAGAAAGCACAAGGAGUGGGAGGAAACCCUAGCGAACGCCACGGAGGAAGAGAGGCUAAACCUGAUCGAGUCGAGGAAGAGUCUCCGUAAGGAGAGGAUGGAGAAGAGAUCAGAGGAGAAAGAGAAGAAGAUGGAACGGCUCACUAAAGCUAAAGAAGUCGGUCAAAACGUCGUCGUAGAUGUUGAUUUCGCUCAUCUCAUGUCUGAGUCAGAGAUCCACAGCCUCGUUCAGCAGAUAAUGUAUUGCUAUGCGGUGAAUGGGAGGAGCACGACCCCUUGUCAUCUAUGGUUAACGGGAGUGAAAGGGGAGAUGAGUGCUCAGCUUGAUAAGCUUCCGGGUUUUGAGAAAUGGUUUAUAGAGAAGGAAAGUCGGUGUUACAUUGAGGCUAUGGCUGAUCGGAAAGAGAGUUUGGUGUAUCUUACGGCUGACUCUGAGACUGUUUUGGAUGAUCUUGACCCCAAGAGUGUUUAUAUAAUUGGUGGGUUAGUGGAUCGGAAUCGGUUCAAAGGGAUCACUAUGAAUAAGGCACAGGAACAAGGGAUCAGAACUGCUAAGCUUCCUAUAGGAGAGUAUAUGAAAAUGUCUAGUUCUCAGGUUCUCACUGUGAAUCAAGUUGUGGAGAUACUCGUGAAGUUUCUUGAGACGAGGGACUGGAAAACAUCGUUCUUUACUGUCAUUCCUCAGAGGAAACGAACUGGAGUUGAUCUUGUAGAUUGUUCGAAAUCAAAAUCUCUCUCUGAAGAGCAUCCAGAGAAAGAGGGUGAAGACGAGAGUGAGGAGAAACAUGAUCUUUUGGAGAGGAAAAAGAUAUGCGUUGAAGUUCCUCUAGAAAAUGGUAGCUAG
Eruca vesicaria subsp. sativa (arugula) is the source of this 1078-nucleotide messenger RNA. NCBI's taxonomy places the organism in Eukaryota, Viridiplantae, Streptophyta, Magnoliopsida, Brassicales, Brassicaceae. The record is from the annotation of a GenBank genome assembly.